Messenger RNA from Aaosphaeria arxii CBS 175.79, 1994 nucleotides. RefSeq lists its product as uncharacterized. Gene Ontology annotation, biological process: L-phenylalanine catabolic process; glutathione metabolic process. Lineage: Eukaryota; Fungi; Ascomycota; Dothideomycetes; Pleosporales. Gene Ontology annotation, molecular function: glutathione transferase activity; maleylacetoacetate isomerase activity. The record is from RefSeq and is a predicted model, not a curated record. The transcript is spliced from 2 exons. The coding region runs from base 146 to 1867 and encodes 573 amino acids.
GUAGGUCUGGUUAAAUGCAAUUCUCCUAUAAGUAACACGAUUUUGACUGGCUGCAUGGUUAUGUGCGUUCCAACUAUCGUUCCAUACAGUCUGACGAAAAGCUUCUCGCAUAUUUACUACCUUGAAGUUGGCAACUGGGGACAUUAUGGGCAAUACCGAUAAACCUAUUUUGUUUCACUAUGCAGCUUCAAUCUUUUCGCAUAGAGUACUAUGGUACCUCUGGCUGCGAAACAUUGAUUACGAUGAAUGCAUCCAACCACCUUACAUGCCUCGCCCCGACCUAUCUCUCUUAGGUGUCGCGUACAGACGCAUACCUGUCAUGGCAAUAGGAAGGGAUGUAUAUUGUGAUUCUCGUCUAAUAAUCGACACGCUUGAGUCUAUCUAUCCAGGCGGUGCCCUCUCAGUGAAAACCCCUUCCGAAGAAGGGACUCGCAGAUUGCUACAGAACUACACCAUUGAUGGCGGAAUAUUUGCAAAUGCCGUCAAAUGCAUCCCGUACUGGAUGCCUGGUGGGCUGUUGCAAGACAGCAAAUUUCUUGACGACAGAGCUAGCUUGAUGGGCGGGAUGAGGAUGACAUCUGGAUUGAUGGAGAAGGGGCGGGGUCAGGGAUUGCAACACCUUCGCCAGGCUUUCGACAUCAUGGAAAAUACCUUCCUGAAAGAUGGUAGACGUUGGAUUCUUGGGGACCGUGGACCGACUGUUGCAGAUAUCGACGCGAUUUGGCCAUUCGAAUGGUUAAUCUUGGACACUGCAAUGACAGACAGCCUGCGUGGAGGCGGCAUAAGUGAGGAGGCAUUUCCCAGAACAUUCGCAUGGGUGAAGAGAUUCAUGAAUGCUGUCUCGGAAGCAAAGAAGAAAUCAGCAAUCGCGCAGAGGCUGAAUGGAAAACAGGUGGAAGAAAGACUGCAGAUGUCGACGACCCGGACCCCCGUGAAAGCGGGGAUUGUCGAAAACGAUGCAUUAGGUCUUCAAGAGAAUGACGAGGUCGAAGUCUCCCCGUCCGACUACGGCCAAAGUCACAAGGACCGCGGCCGUCUCGUCGCGCUCACCACCAGCGAGGUGGUUAUCCGAAAUUCCAAGGGGUACCAGGUGCACUUUCCGCGCUGGAACUUCCAAAUCUCCAGGGUCAUUCCUCCACAAGUCAAGUCUCCUGUCCCUCUGGCAGAAGGAAAGAAGAUCCCUCCGAUGAAACUCUUCUACCAUCACGCCUCUCCAUACACAAGAAAGGUGUUUAUGCUUGCUCUGGAAUAUGGACUAGAAAGCCACAUUACUCUUCACAAAGUCGUUGUCUGUCCGAUUCCCUAUCCUGGUUGGUCCGACAACAAUGAGGAAGUCGCAGCGUUCAACCCCUUGGCAAAGAUACCAUGCCUUGUUACCGCGGAUGUGCCUGACGGUAUCUUCGAUAGUAGAGUUAUAUGCGAAUAUCUUGACGAUCUCAUAGAUGUGAAGAGGAAGAAGGACACGAGAUAUUUCCAACAGCGAGCAUUGCAUGCCUGCGCAGACGGCAUCAUGGAUGCGGCUGUUCUCAUUGUGUAUGAGCAUAGGAUCAGAGAGGAGAGGGGUGUUAAAUUGGAUGUGUGGCUCGAAGGCCAAUUGCUGAAAAUACAGCGUGGAUUGGAUCGAUUGGAAAAAGCAGUUAUGGAAGGAGUGCUGGGUGACCCGCCCAGUGGCCGCGCCAAUAUGGACGAAGUCUCCGUCCUCGUGGCGAUUGGCAUGCUGGAUCAGAUGAGUAUCGCAUGGAGCGAAAGAAGGCCGAAACUUGUGGAGUGGUACAAUAGGUGGAGACUAAGGCGCUCUUUUCAACUUACACCCCCAGAUAAAGAGUGGAGAGCGGGUGUUGGAACGAAAGCCGAUGCGAAGAUGUAAAUGUGAUCGAAGAUUGCCUAGUUGGAAGACAAGUAUAGACUGCAGUUUCUAGCAGUAGUGCAGUAGCCGUACAAAUAUCUUUCGAGUCAAACGCCUCAUUGCGGAGUGGUCAGCAGUUGACAAUUGG